AUGUCUGUUUUAGUUGCCUAUGCUUCAGCAAAAGGCUCGACUGGCGAGAUUGCAGAGCGCAUCGCCGAGAAGCUGCGGGAAUCUUGUCCCUCGACGACGGUGAAGUGUUCGCCGAUCAAUGCGGUCGAUGUCACAUCCCUACCCUCCUACUCCGCUGUCGUCGUAGGCAGCGCGAUCCACAUGGGUUCAUGGUUAAGCCCUGCCCGCCACUUCAUUCACAAUAAUGCAACCGUUCUGAAAGAAAAGCCGGUGUGGGCUUUCAGCGUUGGUAUGCCGCCAAAAGAAGAAGAUCGGAGGAAGGAGGAGCAGAUGAUGGAAGAGAAAAUCCGGAAGACGUUGCCAAACCUACGUCGCCAUGAGUUGUUUGAAGGUCGCUUCAACGAGAAGGAUCUGCCCUGGUUCGGGCGCGUGAUCAUUUCCUGCUGCAUACCCAAGGAGAAGACCAAAUUUGGAGACUCAAGAGAUUGGGUCGAAAUCAAUGCGUGGGCGGAGGGUAUUGGAAAGGAUAUUAGUGCUCUUUCUGGUGGAGGGACUUGA
Molecule: messenger RNA, 537 nt
Organism: Cladophialophora psammophila CBS 110553
Lineage: Eukaryota; Fungi; Ascomycota; Eurotiomycetes; Chaetothyriales; Herpotrichiellaceae
Exons: 1
Coding region: 1-537 (178 amino acids)
Molecular function (GO): FMN binding
Source: RefSeq, a predicted model, not a curated record